AUGGCCCAUUUUUGUUUUAGAUUUCUCUGUCUUAUUCUUCUUGUUUUGGGUCGAUUUAGUUUUGGGUAUGGAGGGGAUACCGGGUGGGGAUUUAACAAUGAGGAAUCCUGCCGGUAUUGGCGGGGGUGUGGAAGCUUCUUUGGGUGGCCGGUUGACAAGGGUUCGGCCGGAGGUGGUGGUGGGGGCGGUGGUGGAGGGCAUUCAGGAGGUGGGGUUGGGUCUGGCUUUGGUGAGGGUUAUGGAGCUGGGUUUGGUGUAGGUAGUCAUGGUGGUAGUGGUGGUGGCGGUGGGGGAGGGUAUGGUGGAGGUGGGUCUGAAGAAGGGUCUGGUCAUGGUGGCGGCGGUGGUGGUGGGGGCAAUUCUGUUCGGGGAGGGGAGGCGUAUGGACAUGGAAGUGGGUUUGGGGGAGGUGGUGGUAUUGGUGGCGGUGGAGCUGGAGGGGGAGGCGGCGGCGGUAGUGGAGGUACAAAUGGAGGAAAUGGUUACGGUAGUGGAUUUGGCGGUGGCGUAGGUACUGGAGGAAGCGGCAGUGGCGGCGGCGGCGGCGGAGGAGGAGGAGGAGGAGAAAGUGGUCCAAAUGGAGGAUAUGGGAAAGGGGAGGGCGGUGGUUUUGGAGGCGGUGAAGGGUUUACAAAUAGCGUUGGCGGCGGCGGUGGGAAGGGCGGACAAGGCAUGGGGAUGGGAUUCGGGAUGGGGUUCGGGAUGGGCGUUGGGUUUGGAAUGGGAAACACCAACAAUGGAGCCGAUGAGUCCAACGGUCAUGCUCAAGCCAAAACCACCAAUACCAAUGCCAAUCCUUAG
Molecule: messenger RNA, 801 nt
Organism: Cucurbita moschata (crookneck pumpkin)
Lineage: Eukaryota; Viridiplantae; Streptophyta; Magnoliopsida; Cucurbitales; Cucurbitaceae
Product: glycine-rich cell wall structural protein 2-like
Exons: 2
Coding region: 1-801 (266 amino acids)
Source: RefSeq, a predicted model, not a curated record